This is a messenger RNA of Protobothrops mucrosquamatus (brown spotted pit viper), 687 nucleotides long. RefSeq names its product C-type lectin Cal-like. Gene Ontology annotation, molecular function: signaling receptor activity. Bases 1 to 483 code for a protein of 160 amino acids. NCBI's taxonomy places the organism in Eukaryota, Metazoa, Chordata, Lepidosauria, Squamata, Viperidae. The transcript has 5 exons. The record is from RefSeq and is a predicted model, not a curated record.
AUGGGAUUCUCCAUGUACAUCGGCCUCUGUUGCCUUGGAAUCUUGAUCACCAAUCCCUUUUUAGAAGUCAAGGCUGCGUCAUGCAACAGAGACUGGCUGCAGAAACAGGGGAACUGCUAUGGAUAUUUUGAUAGGAAACUAACUUGGGAUGCUGCUGAGCUUGAGUGCCAAAGCUUUGGUCCAGGAUGUCAUCUCGCCUCUAUUCUCAGCCACCAAGAGUCCUCGCUGGUGUCUGCAUACGUCAAAGACAAACAGAACAAAAAAGGCCAUGUCUGGAUGGGACUCCGUGAUGUCUCUGGGAAAGGGCGAUGGAGAUGGGCUGAUGAAUCCACCUUCAACUACGACGCCUGGAUGCCAAAGCAGCCAGACAACCAUGGAAAUAAGGAGCACUGUGCGGAGCUGUCAUCUAGCACCAAUUUUAAAUUGUGGAACGAUAGGAUAUGUACCUUUCUAAAUGCCUACAUCUGUAAGUACCAGCUGUAGAGCUAUCUGGAAGAAAGUAACCGGGAUGCAACCAGAACCGACUGCAAAAUAUCUGCAAAUUUGAUCGACACCCUGUUGAUUUUACUGGAUCUGAUCAGAUAUUCUCCCUUCCUCGCCAACAUUUCCUCUUAGCAUAGACGACGUCACCAUUACCCUGUUCUCCUGACUUUUCUCAAUGGAAAUAGAAUAUGAAUAAAUUCUCUG